GGUAUCGGAUAAUUCGGAGCAGAGCGAUUUCCAAGAACGAAAUGGUUGAGCGAUCCAAACGGAUCUACGAGCAGCUGCCCGAAGUGCGCAAGAGACGGGAAGAAGCCAAGAGAAAAUCGGAAUAUUCCACCAACCGCUUGAAGGCCCAGCUGUACAAAACGAAAAUCACCAAUCGUGUCUUGGGAAGGAAAGUGCCCUGGGAAUGAGGCAGAAAGAAGGGAAGGAAAAGGAGAAGAAAAAAAAAAACCCAGAGCGACGGACGUCCUGUUUAAUAAACCUUAUUGCACGAAGUAGGGUUUUUAACCUCUUUUUUAACAUUUUUUUUUUAAAAAUUACGAACUUUGUGCCUAUGACGUAGAUUCCUCGGGCAGUUUCCCUCCCCUUAGAUUUUCCUGACCUUCCCUGGGGGGGGGGUGUU
Molecule: messenger RNA, 418 nt
Organism: Thamnophis sirtalis
Lineage: Eukaryota; Metazoa; Chordata; Lepidosauria; Squamata; Natricidae
Source: RefSeq, a predicted model, not a curated record